Molecule: messenger RNA, 795 nt
Organism: Peronospora matthiolae
Lineage: Eukaryota; Oomycota; Peronosporomycetes; Peronosporales; Peronosporaceae
Source: the annotation of a GenBank genome assembly
AUGUCCAUACAAGCGCUUGUUGUCAUAUGGAUCAGCUUGUGCGCGGCAAUGCUAUACAGCGAUCCACGGCUGUGGAUUGUCUUGGCCUCUUCGUUGGGCUUCGCGAUGGCUCGUGUGAUGACCGCCCCAUUGGCUUCGGCGAUGGUGAAGGCGUUCCCCACUUUGUCGCCAGUCGCUCAGCUACUGUACUGCAACACGGCAGUGUCAAUGCUGCACUCGGUGCUGUCCUCGCUGCUGUUGAUUUCGACUCUGCUGACGUCGCACUCGCUACAUAACGACUACAUCAAUAGUGUCACGAAGAGCGAAUUCCUCACUACUGCGCUCUCGACAGGGUACUUUGUAUACGACUUGUGGGAUUACGUGCUGAACAGGCUCUACAUAAAGUCUCCCGACGUCGUGCUCCACCACGUCGUGGUGCUCAUUUGCUACGUCUCAGCACUUACGAAGACAGUGGGCGUGCCACUACUGUCUUUGGCACUUGUCUGCGAGCUGCACUCGGUAUUCAUGCACGCUCGGAAGCUCCUGACGAUGAGCAACUUCUCGGUACGACAGUCUCGUUUUCUACGGUGGGUUUGGCGUGCACAAUGGGUCUUCUUUGUCAUUGCCCGGCUUCCUCUUCACGCUGUCGUUGCCGUGCUGACUUACCACGCACGAAGUCUUUUUGCCUACCAGCUGCAUUGGGCGAUGGCGUUCGGAGGCAUUAUGUUGAUCAAUCUGCUAAACGCUCAGCUCUUUCACGAUGUGCGCAAAGCGUAUCGAAACGACCAUGCAGUAUCUAAAGCGCGCAGUCAAUGA